Penaeus monodon (black tiger shrimp) is the source of this 661-nucleotide messenger RNA. RefSeq lists its product as uncharacterized. The coding region runs from base 200 to 661 and encodes 153 amino acids. The transcript has 4 exons. NCBI's taxonomy places the organism in Eukaryota, Metazoa, Arthropoda, Malacostraca, Decapoda, Penaeidae. The record is from RefSeq and is a predicted model, not a curated record.
UAUUUUAAAAAUUUUAUCUGAAAAGAAAUAACCAUUAAUCAGCUUCUUGUAUGGAAGAGUGAAAGUACUUGCCCUGAGGUCACGUUAGGUCAGGAAAAGGAAGACCCAGCAAGGUCACAGACGAAGGGGGGUCAGACUGUCGGAGCUUUUAGUUCUUCUGCGAUUGAGGUCAUAUGAGGUCACGAGGAGCAGCGUAACUAUGAACAGGAUACUUUUACUAGCGUGUGUGUUGGUGUUGAGUGCAGGAAGGGCGUCCGGCCAAGGGAGGUUCCUGGAGAGGCCCGUAGCUAGCCUCUGUACCUCGCGCCCAAGCCACGACCUCUUCAGCGGCCACAGGUACUUCUACUCCUGGCUCGACCCUUCCAACUCCAACACCUUCCUGGACUGGGUCGACGCGAGGAACUGGUGCCGGAGAAGGUGUAUGGAUCUUGUGGCCUUCGAAGACGUCAGGGAGUACCAGAGGGUCUCCAGAAGGAUGCUGGCGAGCGACAACAAAUUCUACUGGACCUCGGGACGUCGCUGUGACUUCGACGACACUUGCCUGCGCCACGACCUGCAGCCCGUUGACAUCAAUGGCUGGUUCUGGUCUGCCUCCAACAAGAAAAUGCGGCCGACCAACCACAGGAGUCCGGCUAAUGACUGGUCGUACACGGGGGGGUGA